Peromyscus eremicus (cactus mouse) is the source of this 4377-nucleotide messenger RNA. It is a transcript of the gene Ak4, whose product is annotated as adenylate kinase 4. The coding region runs from base 112 to 783 and encodes 223 amino acids. Lineage: Eukaryota; Metazoa; Chordata; Mammalia; Rodentia; Cricetidae. Gene Ontology annotation, biological process: nucleobase-containing compound metabolic process. The record is from RefSeq and is a predicted model, not a curated record. Gene Ontology annotation, molecular function: ATP binding; nucleoside diphosphate kinase activity; AMP kinase activity. The transcript is spliced from 5 exons. Gene Ontology annotation, cellular component: mitochondrion; cytoplasm.
UCCCCUAUAGGGGUGGCAGGCGAAUCCCCGCUUGCGGAGGGUGCCGAGGCAGGGGCUGUCGGGCAAAGUGCGCGGGCUGCGGUCCAGGCCACCCCCCUCCCCGCCAAAGCCAUGGCUUCCAAACUCCUGCGUGCGGUCAUCCUCGGGCCGCCCGGCUCGGGUAAGGGCACCGUAUGCCAGAGGAUCGCCCAGAACUUUGGCCUCCAGCAUCUCUCCAGCGGCCACUUCUUGCGGGAGAACCUCAAGGCCAGCACGGAAGUUGGUGACACGGCAAAGCAGUACCUAGAAAAAGGUCUUUUGGUUCCAGAUCAUGUGAUCACACGCCUAAUGGUGUCAGAACUGGAGACCCGGAGCUCCGAACACUGGCUGCUAGACGGGUUCCCGAGGACAUUAGUACAGGCAGAAGCCUUGGACAGAAUCUGCGAUGUGGACCUUGUGGUCAGUUUGAAUAUUCCUUUUGAGACACUUAAGGAUCGUCUGAGCCGACGAUGGGUCCACCCUUCUAGCGGGAGAGUCUAUAACCUGGACUUCAACCCGCCUCAGGUGCAGGGGGUUGAUGACGUCACUGGUGAGCCACUUGUCCAACAGGAAGAUGAUAAACCUGAAGCAGUUGCUGCCAGGCUACGACGAUACAAGGAUGCGGCGAAACCAGUCAUUGAACUGUACAAGAGCCGCGGAGUGCUCCACCAGUUUUCUGGGACGGAGACUAACAAAAUAUGGCCUUAUGUUUACACGCUUUUCUCAAACAAGAUCGCACCUAUUCAAUCCAAAGAAGCAUACUGAGCCUGCCAUUGGAAGAACCAAGAAGACAUGGUCGUUCACUCAAUCAUGCGUGUAGUUCUGGUGCCCUGGCCAAAUUAGAAGCUAGCCGAGAUAGCGUGCAGCAUCUUUUCUAGUUUAAGUGAUGAAGUAAUGAGGCAAAUCUAGUGGGUAGAAAGAAUUCAUGAAGAAGAAACCCUCCUGCCUUUGAAAAGAAGGUAUCGCUCUGCAGGUGCAUCACGCCCUUCAUGGGAGAGUGAGUACAGACUGGGUUUCCACCAGUGUUGAGCCUGCACUAGAUGGGUUGACAGCCACGUGCUGCCCUCAUAGCCUCUUUGCAUGCGAUGGUGGAGGUAUCUCUGGUUCCUGCCACCUUCCACAGGCUGUUGAACCACAGCACUGUCAGCCUGAGAACUUGAAGGGCUGUGGUCCCAGCUUGUCCUCUGCCAUACCCUCUUGAUGACAAUUGAAUAGAUGCUGACUGUGCUCAGUGACUGCUUCUCCACAGUGACCGUUUCUCCCUCCAAUCUUAGACACCCUAGUUCCUGCUGACUCUGUCUUCUCUCGUCUGCUUGCUCCCUCCACAGGCGAUUCAGUAACAUGAUAGUUUCUGCCUUUAUCCCUCUAACUUCCUCUUUCUACAAACUGAGAACCAGGGGACUGGAUUCAGUCCCUUCAUACUGGGAUCUCAGCCAGGCAGAAAGCUUACUUGGUUAAACAGCUGCUCUGACUGUCUUGAACCUUACUCUGUACCUUUUAUUGUUUAAAAAAAGAUUCCCCAAAGUCUUUGGGAAUUCUCAAAAAAAACAAGGGAAAUGCUCACUUAAGGAAAUGUGGGGUGAUCGUAUCUUCUGCGUAGAUGUAGUAAUCGUAUGGAAAUCACUGGACUAAUGAGAUGGUUUAGGCUUCCUUAGUCAAGGCAAGAUGAAUAUUGAACAUGCUGCUAAAUAUUAAUGCUGACAGUGUUUGUCUUCUGUGAGUGAUCCAAGCAGAUGGUAAGACGUCAGUAAAGGGAACAAGCCUGUGGGCUUGGAGCGUCUUGCACUAGAUGUACAUUGCGCCUGCACUGAGAAAGACGGCUUUACCAUUAUGGGAACGCAGAGUCUUUGUUUUUUUCUGAUUCCAAAGAUGCAGUCUAUAGGUGGCCGUAAAGUCCAGAAAUGAAGAUGCUAAUAUUUUAUCAAUCAUCAUGUCAAUAAAGCAUUUGUUAAAAGACGUCCCCGGUUUCCAGACUUGUUGGCCACCUUGUAUAUAAUUCUUACUCUUCUUUUGGAAGAAUGAGGAAAUUUCUUCCCGCUGCCUUAAAAAGGUGUCCUGCACCCGCCUGUCCCCAGGGAGCACCCUUUAUUACUGGUGAUGUAGUGUGACAUCUCCUAGUCUGUGUGGGGGCGGGGUGUGGGGUGGACUUAGCACUUUAGUGGUAUUGAAACGUUACAUUCUGAAGGCGUCCUGUGAAUCCCCAUUCCAGUCACUGCCGUCCGCAUAUCCUGUGUGCUCAUGAGUGUCUUCCUCGCUGUACUGCCCGGACGCCUGUGGUCCUUCUCAGUUGUCCUGCCAUGUGCACGUUCUUUGUCUGCCUUAGUGGAAAUGCAGGCCAGCAUCCCUCAUGCUGUCCACACAGAGAAGUCGGAUUGUUAACUAGGUAAGCUUCUGAAGUGCAGGCGCUGCCUGGCCCAGGUCUAUGACACUUUGGAAGCUUGCAUUUGGUUGUCACUUGGUAGGGGUCAGGAGAAACAGAUAAAGGCCCAGGCUUCCUGGGGAAGCAGGUCAGGUAUGGGAAACUGUACAGUUUAGAGGAGGAUCACCCUGAGAUGAUUCCCACAAGCCAAGGGAAGUAGAGAGUUAAAGGAAUUCUGGGUAACUUGGGGGGGGGUGGCUAUCUUACAGUUUCUUUCUUCACCUCUUGUAGAUAUCGGGAAGAGCAAUAGGGUGUAACCAGACCCCUGCCUGCACACUCUGUUGCUCCCUCUUUUUUUCUUUGCAUUUCAAGGUCACUGUACUAUGGUAGCCACCAUGGGACACUAGAGGUCAGGAGUGUCUGUCUUCUGGUGAGACCAGCAAGGGGCAAAAACCCAUCUUUUCCAAAGUCUGCUGAUUCUCAUGUCCAUUGACCUAAAAAAAAAAAAAAAAAAAGACCUGGUUUUCUGUACCCGACUCGCGUGUUCUUUUCUAAGCGAUUUUGUAGAAAGAGCGUUAAUACUGAAACUGUCUUGAUAAAGGUGGAGUGAAAGGGGCAUCUUCUCCUUCCUGGGCCUCGCAUGCCUUGGCUUCAGUGGGGGUGGCUCCUGAGACUCCCGUCUGACUUGAAUCACAGACUCCACCUGGCUCUUCUGUUUGCUUCCCACAAUCCUCUUGCUUAGAGCUUGGAAAACCCUGCAUGUUCGUUCCUUCAGUCUUCUAACAAAAAGGUGCUAUGAAGGAGGCCUUCUGAGGGGACUGUGCACUCUCAGGACCUCUAUAAGCAUCUUGGCGACUCUUCCCGGCAUCCCCUGAGGUGGACACAGACAAGGAGUCCAGGUUAUGAAGUCUUGCCCAGGCUCUUGAUACAAGUAAACAGUGCAGCUAUGACUCAGUUCCAGGCUUUCCUGCUUCAGAAACCACAGCCUUUUAUUGGACGUUAGCUGUCCGUGUGGCCUUAAGCAACCCAGGACCAUGAAUGAGCCUGGUUAGGUCUGCUUGUGGGCUCAGGAAGAGUGGCAGACGUCAUUUGGAGUGGCUGCGGGAGACUUUUUACCCUCUUUGCUUAAGCAAAGGAAGUUGCUGGAAGAGUCCUCUUAAAUACAAGGCACCGAGGCAGGCUGGAUUCAGACCCAGGCGGAUGGGCCUCUAUUGCAGGUGUCAGGAAGCCAUGAAGCCAUAUGAAGAAAGCCUGCAUCUAUUAAACUGUGAAAGUUAGCCAUAAAUGCCACUCUUAAUUUUUGGUGUGGCACACUGCACAGUUCUUGCCAGAAUAAACGCCAUCACCUGUGCCUCAGGGCACCCCUUGGUUUGACCAUCCAGUCUGUAGUUGGGUGUGAAGGGGAGAGGCUGAGCCAUUGCCCAGAUGGCAAAGGUUCACAUGUGACAUUGAUAGAGACUAGUGACGGACAACUAUAGGAAGUCAACACAAAGUUCUUGUUUAGAAUCCUUGAAAGGAUCAUCACCUCCCUGGGCCUGGGGAACAGGGAAGAAAACGGACAUCUUGGUCUUUGUGGGAACUACAAGCAAUGUCAGGGCUCCAGGCUCUUUUCUAGUUUUAUGAGAGUUUGUACUACUGAAUUUUAUUUUUGUUUCUGAGAUGAAUAGGUUCCUAGGGGGAAUAUAUUCAACUCUGAUGGCAUUUCACUGUGACCCCCUCCAAAGUUCAAGGCAGUCUUCUAACCCAGUACCACCUGUCUGUCUUUGGUUCACUGGCCUGUGAAAAAUGGCGGCUUAAGUUUCCCAGGAGCCAACAGGUCAUCUUCUCUUCAAUGUGAUAAUUGGUGUUCUUGAUUUUGGCAUAUAUGCUUAAUUCAGAGUAUCUGAGUGUGUUCUGUGUAUGCUAUCCUAACUAUUCAUUGUUUUAAUUGAUUUUUUUGUUAUCUUGCUUGAAGAUUGAUUUGUAUUCAAUUUGUUAGGAAUAAAUGUUUUUCUGCUUAA